GGCGACCGCGUGGGCGCUGGGUGCGGCGACAGCUAUGAUGGUGGCGCUGCCGGCGGGUGCGGCAGACGUGGCGUGGGUGGGUCCGACAAAGGCAGUGCUGUCGCCCCUCUUCGCCGUGUACACGCUCCUCUUCCUCUUCCGCACCGUCCUCUCCUGGUUCCCAAAGUACAACCUCAACGCCUUCCCGUACAACGUCGCCGCCUGGCCGACGGAGCCGCUGCUGCGAGCCACGCGCCGCCUCAUCCCGCCCGUCGCCGGCGUCGACAUCACCCCGAUCGUGUGGGUGGCUGUGAUCUCCUUCUUCUCAGAGGCGCGCUCCCUUGCACUCUCCAACCGCCGCCCCUCACUCUCCCGCCACCCUCUGAGAGAGGUCCCCACCCCGACCACCGCUCGUGCUCGCCGCCACCUCGCCUCAUCACCUACCCGGCUGGCUGCCUGCGCAGAUCCUGCUCGGGCCGCAGGGCCUCCUAACGAUUGUGCAAAAGAAGGGCGGCUUCUGACGCUGACGCAUGUGGCGGUGGCGCACUCCCACCACGCAUCCUCUCCCGGCCUCGGUGCUUUCCUGUGGCUCCCUCACUCAGUGCAGACUCGGGAGUUCUGCGAUGAGCAGGCGUGCGACGUGCGACCCGAUUGA
Messenger RNA from Emiliania huxleyi CCMP1516, 634 nucleotides. RefSeq lists its product as hypothetical. Lineage: Eukaryota; Haptophyta; Isochrysidales; Noelaerhabdaceae. Gene Ontology annotation, cellular component: membrane. The record is from RefSeq and is a predicted model, not a curated record. The coding region runs from base 35 to 634 and encodes 199 amino acids. The transcript has 2 exons.